Molecule: messenger RNA, 2544 nt
Organism: Triplophysa dalaica
Lineage: Eukaryota; Metazoa; Chordata; Actinopteri; Cypriniformes; Nemacheilidae
Product: extracellular calcium-sensing receptor-like
Exons: 6
Coding region: 7-2544 (845 amino acids)
Biological process (GO): G protein-coupled receptor signaling pathway
Cellular component (GO): membrane
Molecular function (GO): G protein-coupled receptor activity
Source: RefSeq, a predicted model, not a curated record
GCCCUCAUGCAUGUAGUAAUGACCAUUGUUUCUUUCACCAGAGCAAAUGAAACUGCCUGCGUUCUGCAAGGACAGCCUGUCUACCCUCAGCUAUGGAAAGAUGGGGACACCAUACUUGGAGGGGUUUUCUCCUUCCACAGUAGCUGGGAGGUCAGACAAAUAACAUAUUUAACUACACCACCUCCACUGAAGUGCAUCAGUCUUAAUUACAGAGAUUUCCAGUAUGCACAGUCAAUGCUCUACGCUAUAGAGGAAAUUAACAACAGCUCUACUUUGCUGCCGGGGGUCAAGUUGGGCUACAGGGUCUAUGACACAUGCGGCUCGAUGGCAAUGGCUGUUCGAGUGACUAUGGCUCUUGCUAAUGGGCAUGAGAACACAACCUCUAAUGGGUCUUGCACAAAGCAAGGCUAUGUGCAAGCUGUACUUGGAGACACAACAUCCUCAGCAUGCAUGGCAAUGGCAAAAAGUAUUGGACCAUUUAGGCUUCCAAUGGUACUAAUUUUUUUAUUUUUACUAUCAUCUUGUUUCUAUGUUACUUUUUAUAUAAAAUAUCCUUCAUUUCUGAGAACAAUAACAAGUGAUUAUUAUCAAAGCAGAGCAUUGGCAGAACUGGUCAGACACUUUGGCUGGACCUGGGUGGGCGCCAUUAGAACAGAUGAUGAUUAUGGCAAUACUGGAAUGGCCACUUUCACUAAAGUAGCUGAGCAGAUGGGCAUUUGUCUGGAAUAUUCCCUCCCGUUUUUCAGAACGUACCCGGAAGAUAAAGUACUGCGAAUAAUUGAGCAGAUUAAAAGCUCUACUUCUCGAGUGAUUGUGGGAUUUCUUGUACACUGGGACUUGGAGGUCCUGUUACAUAAAUUUGUUGAACACAAUAUCACAGGACUUCAGUGGGUGGGCACAGAAGGCUGGAUCUCAGAUUCAGUCAUUGCCAGUAUGGAUAAACACCAUAUUUUGCAGGGGGCUGUUGGGCUGACUAUACCUAAAAAUGAAGUAACAGGUCUAAAAGAUUUCAUAUUAGAUAUAAAACCACUGAAGUCAUCGGGAAGUGCCAUUUUCACUGAGCUCUGGGAAGAUUUGUUUCAGUGUAAAUAUUCCAAUAAGAAUGAUUCAACAUUCACGACUGAAUGUACAGGCGAGGAGGAACAGUCUGACAUGCCAAACACAUUUACAGACAUGUCACUCAUGCCCAUCUUCAGUAAUGUGUAUAAAGGAGUUUACGCUGUUGCUCAUGCACUUCAUGACCUUCUGGGCUGCACAGACAAAUGUGCAUCAAAGAAACAGACUGAUCCCUCAACAUUUCUGAGGAACCUGAGAAAAGUCAGUUUCAAAACCAAAGAUGGCGAGGAGGUUUACUUUGAUGAAAAUGGAGAGGCAGUGGCAAAAUAUGAGAUAAUAAAUUGGCAACCAAGUCAAAUAAAACAUGAUGUAUUUGUUUCCGUUGGACUUUAUGAUGCAUCUCUUCCUGUGAAAGAUCGCUUGUCAGUGAACAUUGCUUCAAUUAUAUGGGCAAAUAAUAAGACAAAGGUGCCUGUGUCUGUGUGCAGUGAGAGUUGUCCUCCAGGCACUAGAAAGGCUGUACAGAAAGGAAGACCUGUCUGCUGUUAUGACUGCAUACCAUGUACGGAAGGUGAAAUUACUAACAUGACAGAUUCUGUGACAUGUCUGCGGUGCAAUGAAGACUUCUGGUCAAAUCUGAAAAAUGAUGGAUGUGUUAAGAAAGAGACUGAAUAUUUAUCAUAUGAGGAGAUCAUGGGAAUUUUGCUCACAACAAUUUCUAUUGUUGGUGCAUUUAUAACAGUGUUAGUUGCAGUCAUAUUCUUUAGAUAUAAAAACACUCCAAUAGUAAAAGCCAACAACUCAGAACUGAGCUUCCUGCUCCUGUUUUCACUAAUGCUGUGUUUUCUCUGUUCACUUACUUUCAUUGGUCGCCCCACUGAGUGGUCCUGUAUGUUACGUCACACAGCGUUUGGGAUCACUUUUGUACUCUGUAUCUCUUGUGUUCUGGGUAAAACAUUAGUUGUGUUAAUGGCAUUCAAGGCCACACUUCCAGGAAGUAAUGUCAUGAAAUGGUUUGGGCCUGUACAACAGAGACUCAGUGUUCUUGGAUUCACACUAAUACAAGUGCUUAUUUGUAUACUUUGGCUGACAACCUCUCCUCCUUUUCCUUUUAAAAAUAUAAAUUACUUCAAAGAAAGGAUAAUUUUAGAGUGUAAUGUGGGCUCAGCUCUUGGCUUCUGGGCUGUUUUGGGUUAUGUAGGAUUUCUUGCUCUUUGGUGCUUUAUUCUGGCUUUUCUAGCUCGGAAGCUGCCUGAUAAAUUCAAUGAAGCUAAAUUCAUCACAUUCAGUAUGCUCAUAUUCUGUGCUGUGUGGAUCGCUUUUAUUCCAGCUUAUGUCAGUUCUCCUGGAAAGUUUACAGUAGCUGUGGAGAUAUUUGCUAUUUUAGCCUCUAGUUUUGGCUUGCUGUUCUGCAUCUUUCUCCCAAAAUGUUAUUUGAUUUUACUCAAACCAGAAAAGAAUUCUAAGAGGCACAUGAUGGGCAAGUAA